Molecule: messenger RNA, 1083 nt
Organism: Monoraphidium neglectum
Lineage: Eukaryota; Viridiplantae; Chlorophyta; Chlorophyceae; Sphaeropleales; Selenastraceae
Exons: 8
Coding region: 1-1083 (360 amino acids)
Source: RefSeq, a predicted model, not a curated record
AUGGACGACAUCUGCUCGGUGGUAACCGAGGAGGUGGGCGCCAACUGCGUCAUAGCGGCGGCGUCGCCCGUCCCCACCUGGCCCCCGGGCAAGGAGCCGGCCCCGCGGCCGCGAUUCAUGGAGGGCGCCCGGGACGAGGUGAGCAUCCUUGCGCCGGAGCUGGGCCCGUUGGCGGCGGUGAUGGUGGCGCCGGAGGGCGGCAGCUGGACACUGGAGGAGGGGCGGGGGCCGCCGUCGCGGAGGACGGGCGCUGACGGCGCCACCGCCGCCGCCGCGUUUGUGUGCCGGCGGCAGCUGGGCGGGCGCAAGGGGGAGCCGGCCGCGUACCUCACGCCAGUGCCGCCGGACGCGGUCGUCUACGGGUCGGGCGAUACGGCACGCAUUCUUACCAAGGAGCAGGCCGCCGCGCUGCGCAGCGCGGGGCUGUCGGAGUACUCAGAUCUGAAGCAGCGCCUGCUGCUGGCGACGGCGCUGCUGACCGCCGGCGGCAGCGGCAUCGCCGCGCUGGCGUCGGGGCCGGCGGCGGCGGUGCCGUUUGCGCUGGGCGGGUGCGCGGGGCUCGCAUACCAGUAUCUGCUGCAGAUCGGCGCCGACUCAGCGGUGUCCUCCGCCGCGGUGGCCGCCAAGGCAGGCGCCCCCCAGCCCGCCACCGCCGCCUCAACCGCCGCCGCCGCGGCCGGCGGCGCCGGCGCCGGCACCCCCGGCACCGCGCCGGCCGCGGGCAACGGCGCGGCUGACAUCAGUUGGCGCGGCGCGCGCCAGGCGCUCGGCAGCGGGGCGUUCAGGGUGGCGCUCGUCGCGCUCGCGGCGCUGUCGGCGGCGUCUGCGCUCGUGCACCAGCACGGCGGCGCGGGGCCGCUCGACGGCGCGGCGCCGCGGGCGGCGGGGGAGUCGGUGGCGCAGCUGGCGCUGGGGGCGCCGGGGGCGGAGGCGUGGCAGCUCGGGUGUGCCGCGCUCGGGUUCCUCAUGUAUAAGGUGGCCAUCCUGGGCGUGAGCAUGGCGCCCGGCGGCGGCCAGGGCCCCGGCGGGCUGCCUGUCGGCAUCAUCCAGUUCGAAAAGAACAACCAGCGCAAGGCGUCUUGA